AUGGCUAACCCAAGUAGCAGAUCUACACCGACAAUGUCCACAGACUCCUUGGAGCAGAAGGGACAAAAUAUUACUGAAUCAAAUGCAAGCAUAAUUCAGUGUCCUUUAAGCCAGCAACAUCGUAGCUCUUUAGAUGGCCCAGUUUCUAUCCUUUGGGAUAUUGAAAAUUGUCCUGUUCUGAGUGAUGUACUCCCAGAAGAUGUAGCUGGUAAUAUAAGAAUGGCUCUGCAAGUGCAUCCGGUAAUAAAAGGAGCUGUUAUGAUGUUUUCUGCUUACGGGGAUUUCAACGCUUUCCCCAGGCGACUUAGAGAGGGCUGUUAG
Molecule: messenger RNA, 321 nt
Organism: Lathyrus sativus (Indian pea)
Lineage: Eukaryota; Viridiplantae; Streptophyta; Magnoliopsida; Fabales; Fabaceae
Source: the annotation of a GenBank genome assembly